Messenger RNA from Cercopithifilaria johnstoni, 2478 nucleotides. NCBI's taxonomy places the organism in Eukaryota, Metazoa, Nematoda, Chromadorea, Rhabditida, Onchocercidae. The record is from the annotation of a GenBank genome assembly.
AUGACGUUUUUCAUGAUGACCUCAUCUUUCUGCUGUUUCCAUCUUUCGCUGAAACGCAAUCAGUAAGCUGAUGUCCAGUACAUUAUGUGGCUCGACAAGGUAGUACUUCAACUUUUUCGUUCCUUGCUGGUAUUCAUCACAUGCUGUUAUGCGGUUUAUAAUACAAAUGAACUGCAAAAUGUAGCAUACGAUCUCGAAAUUGCGGAAAUACCUUUCGGAUUUGAAAAUUUGGAAUUGUAUGGUGGAACAUUAGAGGAAAAGAUGCCGAAGAAUACAGUGCUGGAGAUAUUCGACGUAGACGACAAAAGCUCAACUGUUGUUGCUAGUGAAUUUGGACAAAAAUUUAUCUGUUCGUUGCCCAAAAUUCCAUUAACAAAAACAAGCGGUGAAUCAAAAUCAAAUUUAACUGUGAAUUUGAUUUCCGACGUUAUAGCAGCAAGUUUCUAUGUACAAAAUUGCAUCCGAAAAAAUACGGGAUGGUGGACGUACGAACUUUGCUAUAACAAACAUGUGCAGCAAUUCCGUCUUGAAGGCUCAAAAAUUGUUGGUAGGAUUAUCGCUUUAGGACAUUAUAAAAACGACUCGGAUAUUAAUUUGUCAAAACACAAAGGUGAAGAGCUACCUUAUUUUGAACAAAUUUAUGAUGACGGGACAGUUUGCGAUGUGACAGACAAAUCGAGGCUUGCACGUGUAUGGUACAUAUGUGACGAUAUGUUAUCGACAAGCGAAGCAUACAUCGCUGAUGUCGAUGAGCCAUCCUCAUGUGAAUAUAUUAUAAAAGUGAAAACAGGAUCACUUUGCAAAUUGGAUGUCUUUUCAAGUCAAAGCAAACCGCGUGAACCUUUAUCAAUCAUGUGCCGUCCUCUAUUGGAGCAGGAAGCUGUUGAACAGUACCUCGAAAAAGUAGCUGAGGAAAAGCGACAAAAAGAAGAAGCGAAGAAAGAAUCGGAACUUCUCGCAGCACGGGCAGAUAGCAUUCAGCGACAGAGAUAUGCUAGGAAACAACUGGCAAAACGAACAGCGAAAAGUAUAAAGGAAAUGGAAGCGAUGGAGAAAGAGCUCAAAAUGACGUAUGAAGAUAUAAUGAGGUCAAUCACGAAGCUGAAUGUUGAUCUUACGAAAGUGAAAGCAGAUCUACAUUUUAUAUACGACGACUUACACGAGAUGGAAACACGUUACAUCACUGAAGCGGACGAGGAUCGUGGAAAUAUAUAUUGGUAUUUCAAAGAUCCGUAUUGGGAUCGUAAAUUUUUUCCCGUUACUCUUGCAUACUCACGCGCCAUUAAUAACUACUAUCUGAUAAUGUCAUCAUUCUUGAAAAAAAUAGAUGAAGAAUAUGACGAGAAAAAGAUGUCGUUUUCAAAAUUUUUGCACGAAAUCGAUGAAAAGUUGGUAACAGAAGCACAUCUUAGUAUAAUGGUUGGUUCGUUAAGAAAGGCUUUCCAUGAAGGUAUUUUCCCGGAUAUUGUAAAUGAUGUGGACGAUGCAGAAAAUCCGCUUCUAGCAGUAAUGUGGACUAAUCCUGAGAAGCAGCUUGAAUUAUUGCAGUUGUUUGAAUACAAGGUAUUGAAAUUAUUCAAUCGAGGGAUAGAAUUUACAGCAGAGGAUUUAAUGUCUCAUGUUGCUCGACAGCUUCUCUCUGUUCGCACGUUGUUAAUAAAUGGCGGAAAUGAUUAUAAUUUUGACCGGAAACUUAGUUAUAUUUUGGUCGAGAAAAUGUUUCUGAAAUUCAUGCAAAGCUACAAUCGUGCAUUGUUCCGUCAUGAUAAAAAGUCAUGGGGUAAUUUCAUGAAGCAUACUUCGUCCGAGACGUUUAGGUUGUUUGAAAAUCCGAAUAUGUUUCUUGCUCGAAUUGAAGACUUGAGUCCUGAAAAUGCUCAUCUUUUCUACACAGAAACUUUUGAAAUUGGAAGUUGGCAAACAGCCGAAGGAGAAACGGGUGCUAAUGAAAAAAGAGGAGGAGCUAGAAAUGCCAUAGACAAGGAAGAAAAAGCUGCGCAGCUAAGGAUGCUUGAAAGAGCUAAAAGAAAAAACUUGAGGAAAAAAGUUGAGCAUUAUUUGCGAUCAAAGAGAACAGCAAAAAAGAGUGAAUCUGAAGAAACAUUAUAUCACGAUGAUCUUGAUAACUUGCGAAAGCAGCUGUUUGUUUUCAAAAGUACACUGGAAGAGAAAAUUCGGGAAACAGGUUUAAUUCAGGAGGCAGAAGUUAAGGUCCAGUUGGUUUCUCCAGUAGGUAACGUUAUCAGCAGUACGGGUGUUGGAGGAUUAGAUGGUGAGCGUGUAAAUGCGGUGCUAAAGGCAUUUUUUCUUGAGCAGGACAGUGUUAAUGAUGAAGAGAGUCGAUAUGAUCGACUGGCACGAGGUUAUACUUAUGGUGCCGAUGAAGAGGAACGAGAGAAAGUGAGGAAAAACGGUGACAAUGAUGAUGAUGAUUUGAAAUCAAGCAUUUUGCCUAUUUUAAAACGGAUUUUGCCGUAG